Larimichthys crocea (large yellow croaker) is the source of this 13530-nucleotide messenger RNA. Its product is annotated as dynein heavy chain 2, axonemal. The transcript has 88 exons. Lineage: Eukaryota; Metazoa; Chordata; Actinopteri; Sciaenidae. Gene Ontology annotation, biological process: microtubule-based movement. The record is from RefSeq and is a predicted model, not a curated record. Bases 75 to 13382 code for a protein of 4435 amino acids. Gene Ontology annotation, cellular component: dynein complex. Gene Ontology annotation, molecular function: ATP binding; ATP hydrolysis activity; dynein light intermediate chain binding.
CUAUUAAAGAGAUGCGAAGUUGAACUAACGGUUAAUUCUGCGCUGUGACGCCAGUUAAAGUUUCAAUAACCGCAAUGAAAGAUGCAUUUGAAGUGGAAGCUCUGAAAGAAAUGGAAGAGGAAUACUUGAAGAGCGUUGUUCAGCUGUUUGUCUGUUGCGUGGCUCUUCCUGGUGUAACCAAAGAUUUGUGGACAGAGGAGAAUGAGAGCGCUUUGGUUCAGUUUAUUGUGGACACCACUAUCACAACUAUGGUGGUCUACAUAGACACCAAUGCCAGGCUGCGGGUGGAAUACUCCAUACCCUCACCAGCGGCAGAGUGCCUCAACUAUUUCAUCCGCAAGCCAGGAUCCAAAAUCACAGCAGAGACUUUUGAUAAGGUGGUGCAGUUUGGCAGCGUGCGGGGUGACCCUGCCAAGAGCCUGCUUAGUAAAAUUGCCUGUAUCCAUGCCCCUGCAGUGGCCCUUCACGACUUUAGGGACAAGAGCAUAAAGGACAACUAUACCAACAACAUGCAUUGCUACCUUCUCAGCCUCACAGAUGAUGUGAAUAAGAAAAAGGGAGAAACAGUUCUAUAUGUCCCAGUGGAAUGCCAGAAGUUCAGCCCUGAGGACGCCAACAAGGACAAGAAGCUGUUAUUCAGAAUGGAGACUAUCAUGAUCCACUGGACAAAUCAGGUGAAGGAGGUGUUAAAUGAGCAAAAAGUGAAGAUGAAUACGAGGGACUCCAGAGGCCCACUGCAGGAGAUAGCCUUCUGGAAGAGUCACUCUGAUAAGCUGUCACACAUCAGCUGGCAGCUGCAAAAGCCAGGGAUCUUGCACAUAAAGAACAUCCUGCAGCUCUCCAAGUCUAUCUACGUAGCGGGCUUCAGCGACGUAGCCAAGAAAUUACAGGAUUUUUCUGAGGAGGCCAAAUCAAACCAUGCCUUCCUGUCUAUAUUGAAGGAGCCAUGUGAAGAGCUUGUCCAGCUCAAGCCUAGCCAAGUCGCUCCUAAACUGAAACACAUUUUCAGUCUCAUUCGCAUAAUCUGGACCAACUCCCCCAACUUCAACACAGAUGACAAGAUCAUCAAUCUCAUUCGCGGGAUGAACAAUGAGGUCAUCUCCCUGUGCAUCAAAAGCAUCUCUCUGGACAGGAUUUUUACUGGCUAUGUGUUGUCCAGCAAGCAGAACCUCAGUGACUGUACUGAGUGCUGCCUGUCCCUGAAGAACAUUUACAUGCACACAGAAAAGAUUCACCAAAAAUAUUCCCAACAAGGGUGGGUCCUAGAUUCAUCAAACAUUUUUCAUGUUGUAGAUGCUAUCAUUGAGAGGUUCAGUGACCUGCUUGAGGUAUGCGACUGUCAGCAUCAAUUUGCCCGUUGGGAUGAUGGUCAACAGAGGAGGAUGCCAGUCAUUGGUGGUUGCCAGGGAACAGAGUUUACCCAUGUCCUCCUGGACAUUGAAAAAAACUUGGAGCGUGGCCUACAGAAGCUGCGCUCUGUUGAUAAGUUUGUCUUCGAUAUCAAGAACGAGACAUGGUCUAUUGAAUUCAAAAGGUUUGGUGAUUUGGUAAAGGGUCUGGAAAAGAGGAUGAGGAACCUGACCAGUUCGAUGUUUAAGGAGGUGUACAGAGUGGAGGACGGAGUUCUGCUUUUGGAUAUUUUUAGACCUGUAUUUACCCGAACGGCCAUGGUGUCCACCAUGAAAAAUAAAGUGGAGGAAGUGUACAGGAUGUUUGACAAGGAGCUCAUCUUAGUCAGGACAGAGCUGCAGAACAAAACUGCUAUUCCUGACCUUAUGCCCCGGUUUGCAGGCCAGGCCUGCUGGGUGAGAGGCCUCACACAUCGCAUACAGAGACCCAUGGAGGUGCUUGAGAAGACCUCCCACUUCAUGUAUGACUCAGACAGCCGCAAGCUGGUAUUUUCCAAAUAUGGCCAGAUAAUCGAGGCUCUGGAUCAGAUGGAGAAAGAUACCUACAGCAACUGGAUCCAGAACCUGGAUGAGAAGUACAUCAAGAGACUGGAGAAGCCACUGAUGGUGCGCUGCAAGGACAAUACCUCCAUGCUGGCCAUCAACUUUGACAACAACCUAUUAAAUCAGAUCUCUGAGCUCAUGUACUGGAAGAACCUUGAGUAUGAGAUACCGCCGUGUAUGUGCAACAUUUACCAGAACAUUGAGGACUUCAGAGUCCUGAGGGAGAGAACACUGCUGCUGAUCAGGAACUAUAACAGACUCAUUGGAAUGCUUUCUCCUGACGAGCUGGGUCUGUUUCGGGAGAGAAUUUGUGUAAUUGAUGAGAAGAUUCAGCCGGGACUGACAAGCCUGUCGUGGUUGUCUAGGGGACAUUCGAACAUCUUCAUCCAACAGUGUCUCCUGCUUGUUGACAAGGUCCAGUCAGUAGUUGAUGAAUAUAAGGAAUUCAGUCAGACCAUCUCCAACCUCUGUCAUCAGAUCAGUGAAACAUUGCUGGUUAAACUGGAUGGAAAGACUGUGUACAGGAACAUGGAGUUUGAGGGUGACCAAAAGGCUCACCAGCAGAACCAGCUCCAAAUCCUGCGCUCAGUGCAUCAGAAUAUUGCUAAUAUCAUGACCCGAAUCCACAGCACUUUCUCUAAUGAUGGACCAAAGGUUCAGGAGUACUGGGCGAGCUUCACAGACAAAGUGGACAACAUGGUAGAGAAAGCCCUAAGGUUCAACAUCAAGCUUUCCAUGGAGAAGCUAAUAAAGGCCAUCAGUGGAGACAGCAAGACAUCGUCCAAACCCUUGUUCAAAAUUGACGUAGCAUUGCACUUGGGAGCUCAUGAAACCACACCAAAGGUCGAGUUCUCCCCAACACUCAGAAAGCUUGCUGAGAUGGUGAACAUUAUGCCUGAGCUCAUAAACAUCAUCUCAGAAUUUAAACGACUACCACAACUUCUCUCCUGCGAAGAGUCACAGAGGAAUCCCAUACACAUCAACAUCGAGCAAGACAAGGAGAUAAGGAAGAUUCAGGCUGCAGUUGUCACACAAAUGACAGCCAAUGCAAGCCUCCUGCAGGACUAUCUGAAGACCUGGUACAAAUACAGGGAUAUCUGGGAGAUCAACAAGGACUCCUUUAUACAACAGUAUGAGCGGCGAAACCCAUCAGUCGCUUCUUUUCAAUCAGAAAUAAGCAGGUACGCAGAAAAGGUUGACAGUAUUGAGCGGGAAAAGACGACAGUGAACAUCCAGUUUGUCACCCUGAGCAGUUCACUAAUCAAGUCAUCGUUGAUGCAGCACUGGAGUGAGUGGCACACCAAACUCACUCAGCUGCUCAGCCACAUGGCCACCACCCGCAUAAAAGAACUUGAUGACUCGUUGCAAGACAAUGCCUACAGGCUGGCAGACCCCCCUAAGACACUGGAGGAGCUUGACAAUAGACUGAAACUCUUGGUGACUCUCCAGGGCGAUUUGGUCAAGACAGAAUCUCAGAUUUCUGUUGUUCAUGAUCAGUUUACUCUUCUGGACAAAUAUCAGGUCUCAGUGGAACAGGCUGUGCAAGAUAUACGUAACAAGCUGAAUGAGAAGUGGCAGUGGUUCCAGCAGGUGGUAAUUAACAGUGAAAUCAAGCUGCAGAGGCAUCAGGAGGAGUUUAGGAGCAAAGUCAUCGUCUCCUCUGAGGAGUUCCAGAGGAAAAUCCAGACCACUUUGCAGGAGUUCAAAUGCACAGGUCCAUUUAACAGUCUGCUGAGCACUGAGUUAGCCUUGAAACAAAUAGCAGAGUAUCGCAGCCAUGUGGAGGAUCUAAAACAGGAAGAGAGCACCGUUCUUCAGGGGCUGCGCUCCUUCAAAAUAAAACAGCCUUCUUCCAAAGGCCUCCGGAUGCUGGAGAAGGACAUAGACCACCUGCAGCAGGUCUGGGAGAUCACACAGGCCUGGAAUGCCAACUGGGACAUCUGGAAGGUUGGUCAUUUUGCUGUGCUGCAGACAGAGAGUAUGGAGAGCGCAGUACAGGACAUGUUCCAAAAACUCCACGAACUGCAGAGCAGAAUAGAGGAAAAGUGGGACAUAGUACAUUUCUGCAAGAACAAGUUUGAACAGGUCAAGCAGCUCAUCCCUCUCAUUGCUGAGCUGAAGAACCCAGCCAUGAGACACAGGCACUGGAAGCAGAUCUGUGAUGAGGUGCAGUGCUCUUUUGAUCAAACCAGCACAGAAUUCACCCUGGAGAAGAUGCUAUUUCUGGACCUCAACAAGUAUGCUGACAAGAUCCGUGAGAUCUCUGGAGCUGCCAGCAAGGAACUCUCCAUAGAACAGGAUUUGGAGGGCAUUACCAAGAAAUGGGAGGAAACACUCCUGGACAUAGCACCUUUCAAAGAUUCAGACCACUACUGGUUGAGGAACACAGAGGAGCUUUUCCAGGCCCUGGAGGACAACCAGGUUAUUCUGUCCAAAAUGAAGACGUCUCAUUUUAUUAAGGCAUUUGUGCAGGAGGUGGACAACUGGGAAGAGCAGCUGAACCAGGUGCUGGAAUUCAUUGAGAUGGUUGUCACUGUGCAAGAUCGGUGGAUUUAUCUGAAGAACAUUUUUCGAGCAAAGGAUAUCCAGAAGCGACUGCCUCGUGAGUGCAAAGAGUUUGAAGACAUUAGUUUUAGUUGGAAGAACAUCAUGGUCCCACUCUAUGUGGACAACAAUGCCUUGCAUGCAACACACCAUCCAGGCUUGCUGGAGAAGCUGUCAGAGGUCAGUGUCAACCUGGAGGAGAUCCAGAGCAGCCUGGACAUGUACCUGGAGACCAAGAGGCAGAUCUUCCCAAGACUCUACUUCCUGUCCAAUGAUGAUUUGGUGGAGAUCCUAGGCCAAUCACAAAACCCAAAAGCCGUGCAACCACACCUGAAGAAGUGUUUUGAUAACAUCAAGAGCCUGCACCUUAAUGAGCCACGGAAUAGCUUUGCCAGCGGGAUGUUUUCUGCUGAUGGGGAGUAUAUUGACUUUGUCUCUACAGUGAACCUUGGACAACCUGUGGAGGUUUGGCUGUGUGACGUUGAAAAGGCCAUGCGUAAAAGUCUGAAUAUACAUCUGAGUGACUUCAUUUCCUGUCCGAAGAAAACAGAAGAACAGAGAAAAAAAUGUGUCACAGAAUGUCCAGGACAGGUAUUGAUCACAGCCAGUCAGAUCCAGCUGACCACUGACAUCACCAAAUCUCUCAGUGCCAGCAAGGGAAAAUCCUCCUUUAAGUCCUUGAAGAAAAAGCAGGUGUCCAAGCUUCAAAACUAUUCAGAGACCCUCCGUGGAAACCUGACCAAAGUCCUACGUCUGAAGAUUUCAGCACUGGUCAUAGUGGAGGUUCACGCUCGGGAUGUCAUUGACAAGCUGGCUAAGGCAGGCUGCAGUGACAUCAAUGCCUUUGAGUGGCUCUGCCAGUUGCGACUAUACUGGGAGAAGUGUGAUUGCAAAAUCCAACAGACCAGUGCAUGUUUCAAGUAUGGCUACGAGUACCUGGGCAACUCUGGACGGCUCGCCAUCACUCCACUUACUGACAGGUGUUAUAUAGCUCUGACCACAGCGCUCCAUCUCCAUCGAGGUGGCUCUGCUAUAGGCCCAGCUGAUACUGGGAAGACAGAAACAGUGAAGGACUUAGGCAAAGCUCUUGGCAUGUACGUCCUUGCAAUCAACUGCUCUGAAGGGCUAGACUACAAGGCCAUGGGACACAUGUUCUCUGGCCUGGCACAGACAGGAGCAUGGGGAUGCUUUGAUGAGUUCAACCGUAUCAACAUUGAGGUGUUGUCAGUAGUGUCCCAGCAGAUCCGCUCCAUUCUGUCUGCACUCUCAGCUGGACAAUCCAAGUUUCAUUUUGAUGGGCAGCACAUAUCUCUGGUUUCAUCAUGUGGCAUCUUUACCACCAUGAAUCCCGAUCGUGCUGAUUGUACUGAGCUUCCAGACAACCUCAAGUCGAUGUUCAGACCAGUCUCCAUGGUGGUGCCAGACUCCACUGUUAUCGCUGAAAUCAUACUGCUUGGAGAGGGCUUCAGUAACUGCAAGCUUCUGGCUAAGAAAGUGGUUACCCUGUACUCUCUAGCAGUGCAGCAGCUAUCUAAACAGGACCACUAUGAUUUUGGCCUGCGUGCUCUCAUCUCCUUGCUUCGCUUUGCUGGACAGAAGCUUUACUCUUGCCCCAACGUUCCUGAUGAAGAAAUUCUGCUAAUGGCUAUAAAGGACAUGAACAUUGCUAAACUGACCUCACUGGACUUGCCACUGUUCAAUGCGAUCACUGAGGACUUGUUCCCUACUGUGGAAACACCCAUUGUAGACUAUAGCAAUCUGAAGAAGGCUAUAGAGCUGGAGCUUUGUCAGAGUGGUUUGCAGGUGACUCCCGUUACCAUGACCAAAGUCAUCCAACUUUAUGUGACCAAGAUCUCUCGACACUCCACUAUGCUGGUGGGCAAGACAGGCAGCGGUAAAAGUGUCACCUGGAGAACCCUGCAGAGUGCCCUGACUGCCCUGCACCGCAGGGGAGUGCCUGGCUUCCAGGUGGUCCAGGAGUAUUCUCUGAACCCCAAGGCAAUGAGUCUGCGAGAGCUGUAUGGUGAAAAUGACCUCUCCACCAACAAAUGGACUGAUGGAGUGCUGGCCUCUGUCAUGAGAUCAGCCUGUACAGAUGAGGAACCAGAUGAGAAGUGGAUUGUGUUUGACGGGCCAGUUGACACACAGUGGAUAGAGAGUAUGAACUCUGUUAUGGAUGACAACAAGGUGCUCACACUCGUCAAUGGAGAGAGAAUCUCCCUGCCUGAACAGGUGUCUUUGCUUUUUGAAGUGGAUAACCUGGAAAAUGCCUCUCCAGCUGCAGUGUCUCGCUGUGGGAUUGUCUACAACGAUUACACUGAUCUGGGAUGGAGGCCUUUUGUUCAGUCCUGGCUGGACAAGCGACCCAAAGCUGAAGUGGACCAUUUAAAGCAGCUGUUUGAGAAAUAUAUAGAGAGCACACUAAACUUUAAAAAGAACAACUGUAAGGAGCUGAUUCCCAUCACUGACUUUAAUGGAGUAAUGUCUUUCUGCCGGCUCUAUGAUGCCCUGGCCACAUCUUGCAAUGGGGUGAAUAAUUCGGACACAGAAAACUUUGGUAGGACAGUGGAGCUCUUGUUCGUCUUCAGCCUUAUGUGGUCCAUCUGUGCCUCUGUUGAUGAGGGCGGACGUAAGAAGAUAGACAUCUUCCUACGGGAGAUGGAGGGCACCUUUCCCUUCAAGGACACAGUUUAUGAGUACUACGUGGACACCAAGAAGCAACAAUGGGUUUCUUUUGAAAACAAGCUGCCAAAGCACUGGCGCUACAAUGCCAAUGCUCCAUUCUAUAAGAUCCUGGUUCCUACAGUGGACACUGUUCGCUACAACUUCCUUGUCAAGGCCCUGGUAAUGGGCCAGUACCCAGUGCUGCUUACCGGGCCAGUGGGCACUGGUAAAACCUCAGUGGCCCAAAGUGUCUUGCAUGGGUUAGAUAAGACGUGGACUGCCCUCACUGUCAACAUGUCUUCACAGACCACCUCUAAUAACCUCCAGGCCAUCAUAGAAAGCCGCCUGGAGAAGAGAACCAAAGGCAUGUUUGUGCCAACAAAUGGGAAGCGCCUGGUGUGCUUCCUGGAUGAGCUCAACAUGCCAGCCUAUGACCUCUUUGGCUCCCAGCCACCACUGGAACUGUUGCGCGCCUGGAUCGAUUAUGGCUUCUGGUAUGACCGCCAGAAACGGACCCCAAAGUUUGUCACGAACAUGUCCUUGUUGACGUGCAUGGGGCCCCCUGGUGGAAGGAGGAUGCACAUUUCUGACCGCUUACAGAGUCGAUUCAACCUCAUCAAUGUAACGCUCCCUAAUAAGUCCCAGAUCAAGCGGAUCUAUAGUACAAUGAUCAAGCAAAAGUUGGAGGGGUUUUGUGAAGAGGUGAAGCCCAUUGGAAAGAUUCUGACUCAGGCCACCUUGGAAUUUUAUGAUGCUGUUUCAGCUCGUUUUCAUCCCACUCCGGCCAAGACACACUACACCUUCAGCCUCAGGGAUAUCUCCAAGGUGUUUCAGGGUCUGCUAAGAGCUCACCCAGACUUACAUGACACCAAAAACAACAUCACAAGACUGUGGAUCCAUGAGUGCUUCAGGGUUUUCUCAGACCGGCUUGUAGAUUACAUUGACACUGAAGCUUUUGUUGCUUUGCUCGAGGAGAACCUGGGCUCCCACUUUGACCUCCCAUUCCACAACAUCUGCCCGAACAAACAACCACCAAUAUUUGGUGAUUUCCUCAAUGAGUCUCAUGUGUAUGAGGACCUACAGGAUAUGAAGGGACUCAAGAAGUUCAUGGACACCCAGCUGGAGGAAUACAACCAGUCACCUGGCAUAGUGCCCAUGAACCUGGUGCUCUUCCGAGAUGCCGUCGAACACAUAACACGUGUCAUACGUGUGAUUAGUCAGCCGAGGGGAAACAUUCUGCUGAUUGGUCUUGAGGGCUCUGGUAGACAGAGCCUGUCUAAGAUGGCCGCCUUCAUCUGUCAGUACCAGGUAUUCCAGGUGGAAGUCACCAAUCAGUACCACAAAACAGAAUUUAGACAAGACAUCAAGAAGCUGUACCGUUUGACUGGUGUGGACAACAAGUCCACGGUCUUCCUGUUCAGUGACACCCAGAUUGUAGAUGAAUCCUUCCUAGAGGACAUCAACAGCAUCCUGAGUUCUGGAGAGGUGCCGAACCUCUACAAGCAGGAAGAGUUUGUUGAGGUAUGCAAUGCUCUGUCAGAGUCUGCCAGGAAAGACCAUGUAGUGGAGACUCCUGACUCCUUGUUCAGUUACUUCACAGAGCGAGUCAGGAAAAAUCUGCACAUAGUUCUGUGUAUGAGCCCAGUGAGAGAAUCCUUCAGGAAGCGCAUCCUCCAAUACCCAGCACUUGUCAGCUGCACCUCCAUGGACUGGUUCGGUGAGUUUUCCAAAGAUGCUCAGCUGGAGGUAGCUGAGAAAUAUUUGGAUGGACUGGAGCUGGACUCCUUGGAGGGGAUCCAAACAAAGGCUGCCAGUAUCUUUGCGACCACACACCAGUCGGUAGCACAGGUGUCCCAAAGGAUGAAGCUGGAGCUGCGACAACAUAAUUAUGUGACCCUCAUCAACUACCUAGAGAUGGUGUCUGUAUACAAGAAGCUGUUUGCGGAGAAAAGCUGUGAGUUUGGGGAACAGGUGAGAAAGCUGCAUAAUGGCCUUCUCAAGAUCAGUGACACACAGGAGAAGGUGAAGGUCAUGUCUAUAGAGAUGGAGGAGGCCAAGAAGCAGGUGGCUGAGUUAAAGACACAGUGUGAUAAGUACAAUUCCAACAUCGUAGAGGAGACGACAGAGGCUGACUGUCAGGAGCAGGCGGUGAGGUCUUACAGUCAGAAAAUUAAGAAAGAAGAGUUAGAGUGUAAAGCCUUGGCUGAGGAUGCACAGAGAGCCCUGGAUGAGGCCCUCCCUGCCCUGAACGAGGCCAUGAAGGCUGUGGAGUCUCUGGAUAAGAACCACAUGAGAGAGAUUAAGUCAUAUGACCGUCCCCCAGGACCGGUGGAGACAGUGAUGAAGGCUGUUAUGAUCCUUCAGUGCAGAGAGCCUACAUGGGCAGAGGCUAAAAGACAUCUAGGCGAGCCCAACUUCAUCAAAUCAGUGAUCAACUUUGACAAGGACAAUAUAUCGGACUGUGUGAUGAAGAAGAUCCGCCGGUACUGCGGACAGGCAGACUUCCAGCCAGACAUCAUCGGCAAAGUAUCAUUGCCUGCCAAAUCCCUCUGUAUGUGGGUCAGAGCCAUCGAGAUUUAUGGGGGAAUAUACAAGUCGGUGAAACAUAAGCGGGACCACCUGAACGGUGCCAUGGCCCAGCUAGCAGAGAAACAGUCUGCACUGGCUGAGACCCAGAACAAACUACAAGAGAUGAGGAAUAAGCUGGACCGGCUGAAAAAGGAGUUAAUUGAGAAGAUGGCCAUGAAGGACAGUCUGAGUAAGAAAUCCAGUGAGCUGGAGUUGAAACUGAAAAAAGCCGACAAACUGGUGACAGAACUUGCUGGAGUGAAAGUCCACUUGAAAGAGACAGUUGCUAGUCUUGAAGAAAAAAUGGGAUACCUGGUGGGAGACAGUUUGCUAGCAGCAUCUUUUCUGUCCUACAUGGGACCCUUCCGUUCCAACUAUAGACAUGAGCUACUUGAAAUCUGGAUGGAGGAGCUUCGAGACUUAGACAUUCCGUUCACACCAGGGUUCAGUUUUGCAAACUUUCUGUCAGAUCCUACAGCAGUGAGGGACUGGAACAUUCAGGGCCUGCCCUCUGACCCAUUCUCUACUGAGAAUGCAGUUAUCAUUACCCACGGAAACCGAUGGCCGCUGAUAGUGGACCCCCAAGGCCAAGCUCUGAAGUGGCUCAAGAACAUGGAGAUGAAGAGAGGUCUGAAAAUAAUCGACUUUCAGAUGCCAGACUAUCUGCAGGUGCUGAAGGAUGCCAUCCAGUUUGGGAAUCCUGUUUUGCUGCAGAAUGUCAAGGAGAAGUUGGAGCCUUCUCUCAACCCAGUUCUUAACAAGUUCAUGACACAGAUUGAUGGCCGGCUGCAUUUGAAGCUUGGUGAUGACAAGGUGGAAUACAGUCCAGCGUUUCGUUUCUACAUCACCACAAAGCUCUCUAACCCCCACUAUACCCCAGAGAUUUCUACAAAGACCACCAUUAUCAACUUUGUUGUGACAGAGCAGGGUCUGGAAACCCAGCUACUGGGAAAUGUGGUGCGUAAGGAGCGUCCAGAGCUAGUAAAAGAGAAGGACUCUUUGGCGAUGAGCAUUGCCUCCGGCAAGGAGAGCCUCCAGGAGCUGGACAAUGAUAUCCUCAGGCUGCUGAAUGAGGCUGCUGGCUCACUGCUGGACAAUGUGCAGCUCGUGGAUACCCUACAGGCAAUCAAAGUGACAGCCACCAAGGUUUCAGAGCAGGUGGAGAGCAGUGAAGACACCAAGAUUGAGAUUGACUCUGUUCAAGAGGCCUAUCGCCCAUGUGCCCAGCGAGCCUCCAUUCUCUUCUUCAUCCUGAACGACAUGGGCUGCAUUCACCCAAUGUACCAGUUCUCACUGGAUGCCUACAUCAACCUGUUCAACCUCAGCAUAAGAAACAGCACGCACUGCCAUGACCUGGAGUCAAGGAUUAUCAACCUCAAUUUUUACCACACACUGGCAGUAUAUAAGUACGGAUGCCGUAGUGUGUUUGAGGUCCACAAACUGCUCUUAACCUUCCACAUGUGUGCCAGAAUGGAGGCGGUGGAUGGAAGUCUUAAAAUGGACGAGUACAGCUUCUUCCUUCAUGGAGGAAUCGUACCUGAUAAGGAGUAUCAGAUGGACAACCCCUGCACCAGUUGGCUGCCAGAAACCAGCUGGGACAACAUCACCGAGCUGGAUAAGCUGGUCAACUUCCGUGGCAUCAUGGCCUCCUUUGAAGAGUACCCUCGAGACUGGAAUCUUUGGUUCAGCAGCGCAGAGCCAGAAAAUACCACACUACCAGGAGAUUGGGAGAACAUCUGUAAUGACUUCCGGAAGAUGCUGAUUGUGCGCUCCCUGCGACCAGACCGCACCUCUUUCUGUGCCACGUCCUUCAUUCGUCGUAACUUUGGCCAUCACUUUGUGGAGCCGCCUAUUCUCGAUUUGAAGGCUGUUGUGAAAGAAUCCACUUGCUGGACUCCUCUGAUCUUUAUUCUGUCUCCUGGGGUGGACCCCACUGCAGCCCUGCUGCAGCUGGCUGAGACCUCUGGAAUGAGCAAGCACUUCCAUGCUCUUUCUCUGGGCCAGGGAAUGGCUCUCAUUGCCAAGAGCAUGUUAGAGGAGGCCGUCAAGGAUGGACACUGGGUGUUCCUUGCCAACUGCCACCUUUGUCUCUCAUGGAUGCCUGAGCUAGACAAGUUCGUGGAGCAGUUACGGAUGCAAAAGCCCCACCCAAACUUCAGACUCUGGCUGAGCUCAUUGUCUCACCCUGACUUUCCCAUUACCAUCCUGCACAACAGCAUCAGGAUGACCAUUGAACCACCAAAGGGUGUGAAAGCCAACAUGACUCAUCUGUACCAGCUGGCUCAGUUCAACUGCUGCUCAAAACCCAUCGUCUACAAGAAGCUCCUCUUCUCCCUCUGCUUCUUUCACAGCAUCCUGCUGGAAAGGAAAAAGUUUUUACAGCUGGGCUGGAACACUGUCUAUGGCUUCAGCGAUUCUGACUUUGAGGUGAGUGAGAGUCUGCUGCGUCUGUACCUGAAUAACUACAAGGAGGUUCCUUUGGACGCACUGAAGUUCCUCAUUGCUGAGGUCAUCUAUGGUGGUCACGUCACAGAUGACUUGGACAGACGUCUUCUAACGACAUACAUCAAUCACUACUUCUGUGAUGCUGCCAUAAACCAGCCCUUCUUCAGGUUGUCCUCCUUAAGCUCCUAUUAUAUCCCCCAUGACGGUACCCAGUCCUCCUACGAGCAAUUUAUCAGCAUGCUGCCGUCCACAGAGCACCCUGAGGUGUUUGGCCAGCACUCUAAUGCUGGCAUUGCUAGCCAGAUUGCUGAGACCACAACGCUGUUAGACUCACUGCUCUCCCUGCAGCCGCAGGCCACCAGCCCCACUGCUGCAGGGGGCAGGCCCAAUAGAGAGGACAAGGUGUUAGAGCUGUUGGCAGACAUUCGUGGGAAGAUUCCAGCACUGAUUGAUUACGAGGGAACCAGGUCGCUACUCCAAGAAGGGAACCCUUCACCUCUAAAUGUGGUCCUGCUGCAAGAGAUCCAGAGAUACAACUCUCUGUUGGAAAGCAUCAGUAUAUCCCUGGUGGAGCUGGAGAAUGGGAUCAAAGGCGUAGUGGUGAUGUCGCCCACCUUGGAGGAGAUGCUCAACUGCAUCUAUGACAACCGUGUACCACUGCUGUGGCAGAAGGCUUACCCCUCACUGAAGCCCCUGGCAGCAUGGACCACAGAUCUGUGCCAGCGAGUCGAUCAGUUUGCACGGUGGGCAGAGACAGCACAGCCACCCACCUUGUUCUGGAUCUCUGGCUUCAUCGCGCCCAAUAGUUUCCUCACCGCUGUGCUGCGUUCCUAUGCUCAACGACACAAUGCACCAGUGGACAUGCUGUCUUGGAAGUUUACAGUGUCCACUGUAGAUGACAGCAACCUUCUUGACGCACCCAAGGACGGAGUAUUUGUUAGAGGUUUGUACCUGGAGGGGGCUGGCUGGGACAAGAGGAACGCCUGUCUGGUGGAAGCUGAGCCCAUGCAGAUGGUCUGUCCAAUGCCCACCAUCCACUUCAAACCUGUGGAAAAACGCAAGGCCAAGAGUAUGUACCAGUGUCCGUGUUACUACUACCCAGUGCGUUCUGCGGAGGUAUCUUUUGUGAUCAGCGUACAGCUCAACGCUGGAGCUGAGACCCCAGACCACUGGAUCAAGAGAGGGACUGCUCUCCUCAUGAGCCUGUAGAACUGAGGCAUCAACACACACACACACAGUGUGUAGUAGCUCUACGUUUAUUCUAAGUUUAUUAUUAAUUGUUGGUUUUAGAUGUUCUAUGUUAUUGUUAUUAUGUUUGUGUUGUAUUGUUACCUGAGCAAAUUAAAUUUGACAGAUU